This is a messenger RNA of Rhipicephalus sanguineus (brown dog tick), 679 nucleotides long. RefSeq lists its product as uncharacterized. The coding region runs from base 71 to 679 and encodes 202 amino acids. The transcript is spliced from 2 exons. Lineage: Eukaryota; Metazoa; Arthropoda; Arachnida; Ixodida; Ixodidae. The record is from RefSeq and is a predicted model, not a curated record.
CGUUAAGUAUCGUACCCUGUCGUACUGGUCGUACCAAACGAACGCGCGCGACGCUACAGACUGUCAAGUUAUGGCGUGCAGCCAAAAAACUUUCGCGUCCGAGUUAGAUGCUGCAGCCUCCAACGAGGACGUCGAUGUGCUUCGCGUUGCCCUCGGCACGGACGGAGAUGCUUACGCAUGGCUCACCGAGUACAGCGAAGCGACGAAAACGUCUUGGAUUGUCGAUUGGGAAAUCGCCGACCCGAAAAGAUUUGUGUUCCACAAGAAAUGGAGAUGUCAGCAUAGUAGCAUCAACAAAACAGUUGGAAGAAAUUCCACAAACUGCCCAGCAUUUGUCGACGUGAAGAUUAAGAAAGUUACCAAGCACACGAAGCGCAAUGACACUUUCUUGAGGAGGGAUGUCCCCCUGACUGCCCUCAUCAAGCUGAAUGAAAACCACAAUCAUGUGCUUGACAGUGCUCAUGGGCUCCGCCUCCUCAAAAGCACAGCUGACACUCGGGCCACUUUCUUUCAGUACUUCAGAAAUGGCCUGGGUCCAGCUGCUGCUCUAGACUUUCACAGGAGCAAGCUGGCCAACCAAGAAAAUGGUGUAAGCCUGCUUGCCAACAGUUUCCUACAAUCCACGACCCGGCACUGUAUAUCACUGGUGCAGGAUUUGGAGAAAGACCAACCACAGUGA